AUGGAGGGCCUUCAGCUGGACUGGAAUGACCCCACAGAUGAUGUACUCCAGAACAUCAUGACUAAACAAGAUGGAUGCGAUUUGUCCGAUCCCAAAUCCUCACUUCCCUUCGACUCAUCUUCAAGCUCACUACUCGACCUGGGAUCGCUUGAUCUUGUUCAAAACGACCCCUCACUCAUGAGCCAGUGGUCCUCGCUAUCGCGAGGUCUAUACUAUCCCCACACAAGCAGUCAAGAUGCCUGGAAUCCCUUGCUGGUCACCGGUGUUCCGACCAUGCCCAACUCACACAUGAACAUCCCCGCUCAGAUGCCUGACCAGGACUGCUGCUUCUCGCAAUACCACUAUAGCGAACCCUCUGAGAACGGAAGCCAGUAUAUAGACAGCUAUCAUUCUACUGAUUCUGGAUAUGGCGGGACGAGCUGUGCAGCCCAAUCCGUUGUUGCUUCUUCGUACGGUGUGGACUCGUCCAGCCCGCAGAUAGGCGUGGAGGAUAAUACCUCAGCCGAAUCGGAGCUUUUCUUCGAUCGUCCUUACUACGGGUCCGGGCCGUCGUACACAUCGGAGUUUGUCAGCUCGCCGUCGCAGUUGGUUAAUGGGUCGGUGCGCUGUGAUCACGGGUCUUGUUCGUGGGUUGGAAAAUGCCCUUCAGACAAGAGGAAACACGAGGCUCGCCAUAAGAAGCUCUUCAUAUGCGACGUGCCAAAUUGCCCUCGAAAGGAAGGCUUCGGCACCAUUAAUGAUCUUGCUCGUCAUAAGAAAUGCGUUCAUAACAAAGAACCUGAGCGCGGUCCUAAGAUGACGUACAUGUGUUUUGGUUCGAACUGUCCGCGCCCGAACAAAAGGUGGCCUCGGCUGGAUAACUUCAAGCAACACUUGAACCGAAUGCAUCAUGAAGAGGAUGGAGAGAUGCUCUUGAAGAAGUCUAUGGACUGGUAUGAGAAAGUCGUCCGUCACCAACCAGGACAACUUUCCUCGGAACAGAGCUCAAGGGACGAGUCAGUAAUUGAAGCACAGGAGGAUGCCACAUCUGUACCGUCGAACACCGAGCUUGAGCCAGCAUACGAGUCCACGUCACAACACACCAACGAUCUUUUCACAUUCGGUUCUAUCACGUCAAAGCCUGCUCAAUACGGCACGCCAUCUGUCGCAGAAUCCGAACCAUCUCAUUUUGCCGGUUUAUGCUCCCUGGGUUUAUCACCAAAUGAAAGUUCUUCGGCGGAGCCUGCCAUCACAAAGCCAGAGGGGUCUGUUGUAGACGCGGCUGACAACUUGAUCAAUGCGAUAACGAAGAUGGUGAAAAGUCGCGGGCGGAGAUCAAGUCAGAGCAUCGACGAGGGAAUCGAGGUCGAAUCUGACAAUGCUCCGCUCUCCCAGCCACAACGGCAAAUAAUACAGAAAGUUCUUUCAGUCGCCCUGGAACGGUUAACCGACGAGAAUGAUGCCACCACACAGGAUUCCGUCAUUGAGAAACGGGGGUGGUUUCAAUGUGACGCCUGUCCAAAACAAACCCGGCUACGCUGUGAGAUGAAAAAACACCAGAAACGCCAUGACCGACCUUACGGCUGUACAUUCCCUCACUGUGCCAAGUCCUUCGGCAGCAAAGCUGACUGGAAGCGCCACGAGAGCUCCCAGCAUCUUGAGUUGCCAACCUGGCUCUGCACGGAAUCCAAUGGGAGAGGAGGCGCUGCAUGCGAGCGGCUGUUCUAUCGGCAUGAUACAUAUACACAGCACCUGCGCCAACAUGGGAUCGCUGAAUAUAAAGUUGCAGCUUCUGCAAGCAAUAAUAGGCUCGAUUUGGCCGAGCAAACAGAUUUCUGGUGCGGGUUCUGUAAUCACAGAGUCCCGCUAUCCAACCAUGGUCUUGCGGGCCGGGAUGAAAGAUUCAAUCAUAUUGAUAUUGAGCAUUUCAAGAAAGGGGAGAGGGGCCAGGAUUGGCGCUUCCCGUCCUCGUCGCCCGGGGGAGAGGAGAUGGACCGGUGUGAGGACGAAGUCCUCAUGUCGAAGGAUACUAGUCGAAAAUCUUUAACUGCUGGUCAGCGGAAGCGCAAAUUUGCUUUGGUAUGA
This is a messenger RNA of Penicillium bovifimosum, 2064 nucleotides long. Its product is annotated as putative C2H2 finger domain protein. NCBI's taxonomy places the organism in Eukaryota, Fungi, Ascomycota, Eurotiomycetes, Eurotiales, Aspergillaceae. Gene Ontology annotation, biological process: regulation of transcription by RNA polymerase II. The record is from RefSeq and is a predicted model, not a curated record. Bases 1 to 2064 code for a protein of 687 amino acids. The transcript has 5 exons. Gene Ontology annotation, cellular component: nucleus.